Peromyscus eremicus (cactus mouse) is the source of this 1863-nucleotide messenger RNA. RefSeq names its product TATA-box binding protein associated factor 7 (gene Taf7). Gene Ontology annotation, biological process: RNA polymerase II preinitiation complex assembly; regulation of transcription by RNA polymerase II; transcription initiation at RNA polymerase II promoter. The coding region runs from base 355 to 1380 and encodes 341 amino acids. Gene Ontology annotation, cellular component: transcription factor TFIID complex. Lineage: Eukaryota; Metazoa; Chordata; Mammalia; Rodentia; Cricetidae. The record is from RefSeq and is a predicted model, not a curated record. The transcript has 2 exons. Gene Ontology annotation, molecular function: RNA polymerase II general transcription initiation factor activity.
UCUACUUCCGGUUAGUGGCGGAGCGCUUUGGAUCUGGCUUGUUUUCCGCGUGGGGGAGUGGAGAGGAGAACCGGGUCGGUCAGCUCCGGAGCCCGGGGUUUCGAGUGGCGAGCCGGCGACAUUUCGCGCCGCGGGACCUGAGCCGUUUCGUUGGUAGCGCGCAGCUCGCCGUGCGGGGCGGCCGAAAGCGCGGAGAAACCGAAAGGCAGACCCCGCCGCUCCCGGCCGCUCCGGGUCGCUCCGGGUCGCUUUGCUCCGACCGCCCAAAGCUGUUUAUAAUCGCCGGUGGACUGAGCUGAAACUUUUUAAGUGCAGCAAGUAUUUCUUGGAGGAAUAACUCACCAGGAAUUAAAGAUGAGUAAGAGCAAAGAUGAUGCACCCCAUGAACUAGAGAGCCAGUUUAUCUUACGACUGCCCCCAGAAUAUGCCUCUACUGUGAGGAGGGCAGUGCAGUCUGGACACGUCAACCUGAAAGACAGACUGACCAUUGAGUUACACCCUGAUGGGCGUCAUGGAAUUGUCAGAGUGGAUCGUGUUCCAUUGGCCUCAAAGUUGGUAGAUUUGCCGUGUGUUAUGGAAAGCUUGAAAACCAUUGAUAAAAAAACCUUUUACAAGACAGCAGAUAUCUGUCAGAUGCUCGUGUCCACAGUAGAUGGUGAUCUAUACCCUCCUGUGGAGGAGCCAGUUGCCACUGCUGAUCCCAAAGCAAGCAAGAAAAAAGAUAAAGAUAAAGAGAAGAAAUUUGUUUGGAACCAUGGAAUUACUCUACCUCUAAAAAAUGUCAGAAAGAGAAGGUUCCGGAAGACAGCCAAGAAGAAGUAUAUCGAAUCUCCGGAUGUGGAAAAGGAAGUGAAGCGGUUACUGAGUACAGAUGCAGAAGCUGUUAGCACUCGUUGGGAGAUAAUCGCCGAAGAUGAAACGAAGGAGACAGAGAAUCAAGGCCUUGAUAUCUCCUCUCCAGGAAUGUCUGGCCACAGGCAGGGCCACGACUCGCUGGAACAUGAUGAACUUCGAGAGAUAUUCAAUGACCUCAGCAGCAGCAGUGAAGAUGAAGAAGAUGUAAACAUCAUUGACACCGAGGAAGAUCUGGAGAGACAGCUACAAGACAAGCUCAACGAGUCAGAUGAACAGCACCAAGAAAGUGAAGGAACCAGUCAGUUGGUUAUGGGGAUUCAGAAACAGAUUGAUAACAUGAAAGGCAAGCUUCAAGAGACCCAAGACAGGGCAAAGCGCCAGGAGGACCUCAUCAUGAAAGUAGAAAACCUGGCUCUCAAGAACAGGUUUCAGGCUGUUCUGGAUGAACUCAAACAAAAGGAAGACAGGGAGAAAGAGCAGCUUAGCUCUUUGCAAGAAGAGCUAGACUCACUUCUAGAGAAGUGAGAAUGUUGAUUUCAGUCCUUAGACGGUCAGCUUGAGAGAAAUUGUUUUUCAUAAUAAGAUCUCAAAAUUGUUCUUAUUUUCUAUAAUGCUAGGAGUUUUGUUGAAUUUUGUUGGUUGUUUUCGGAAACGUUGUGCCAGGUUUUCAUUCUUUAGGAAGUAGGAUUACAUAGGCUGACGUAAGAAGAUUUUAAGUAAGAUUAGUGAAAUGAACAGUUAGCUUUAAUCACUUUACUAUAGGAUUUUAUUACUAUUUGUCUCUUUUCCAGAAAUGUUUAUUCCUGUUCAUUGGUGCUAAGAUCAGUAAGAAGCUAGCCUACAGGCAGUUAAGUUAGUUCAUGUUAUUAUUAUUUUUUUUAAGUUUUUAAGUAUAUGUAUACAGUAGCUAUUUUAUUAGCUACUCAGCAAGUUUCCAUGUAUAGAAAUGAAAGUUAUUUCAUAAAGUUGUUUCUUGCACAAUAAAAGCUACUAAUGUUCACAUUAUAA